CUAGUUCUCGGAUGUGGAGAGGUGGCGCGCGCGCGAAAACCCCGCUGCGCGACGCGGACGCGAGCGAGUCCUCCCUGCUUUGAAAGACAGUCGCGCGAGCAGAGAGCACCGCGUCGUGGUGCUGCUAGCCUCGAGUGCACAAGCCUGCCUCAGAGUGGCUGCCUCUACUGUCACGGCACUUGCUUCGCUCGCUGCACGGCCACCACGCGGUCCGUGCACGCCUGUCCGGUUCAGUACACGAGCAAGAGUCCCCAAGGACGGUUCGACUAUAUUCGUUCUCGGAGGAGAUGUGGAUUACCGGUUGCAGUUCCGAUUAGAAAUGAAGUUCGAGGCUUAUUAAAAGGAGACGGGGGUGGAGAUUGACAGUAGAUCGUAGCAUAGAGUUCGAAUUCGAAGGCAGGACGCGUGUGACUACGCUUAGUAGUCGAAUGCGAGGUGCAGCCGGAUGCGCCGGUGCACCACCAGCUGCAGCUGCCAGUACCGCUAGUACCGCCACUGCUACCAGCACCGCCGUCGCUGGUGCUGCUGCUGCCGCUUGGCAGAGCCUCGCAGAGGUGUUCACCUCGUGGCAGUCGACACUUCCUGCCGGACGGUGGUAGUGUCCGGGCGCGCUGGACACAUGACGAGCCGCAGACGGUCGCUGCUGCUGUUGCUCGAAAAGCCUCAGGAUUAGGAAACACAGAAAGAAAGAAAGAAAGAAAGGGAGGAAGGAAGGAAGGAAAGAAGGGAAGAAGGUGUGACAGAAGGUGGUUGGUGGGUGACGCUGUGUACUGUGACUACGGAUCGAGGAGAACGUUUCUCGCGGAUAAGGUCGUUCCUUGCUCGCGAAUUCGUGAGGAGACGGGUGGCUAAAAUAAGAGAGAAGAAAGGGUUCGAACGAGUGCGACGAACCCUUCCGCUGUUGGCUCCCUUUACACGCACGGUCGUCGCACACUCGUGCACGUACACCGCGAGAGCUGCGACGUGUCGCCGGUAAUAUAGCGUGUACGCUUUCGUUUAGAGGGUUUCUUCCCUCCGACGUCGACGCGCGUAGGAGUGCUGGAGCGCACGCGGUGACUCCUCUUCACUGACGAGAGUUCCCCGUCGUCGUCGCCGGGGUGUGUAUAUUCCCGAGUGCCUACGCGCGUACCUUUUUACCCCCUCGCCGCAUCGAACGAAAUCAACGGGCUAACUUCAAAAUGAAAACAUUCCGGCGAACCGUCUAAACUCCUCGUCGAGAAAUUGGAGACACGAUUCGAGUAUUAUACGACGGGAAGCGGAAGGAGAUAGAAGAGAGGUUGGUGGUUGGUGCCGGGUGUGCUCUGGUGGUGUCGGUGGUUCCGGGUCGAGCCAGGUCGUGGUGAUGCCUCGCGGCCGCGGAUCCCCGAGACCGUUGGGUGCUGCAGCAGGUAAGGACGCUGGGUGCUUGUUGGGUGCUCGCGUAUCCGCAGUCCCGGUUGCUCGCAUCGCGACGAGGACACGCUGACGAGUGCAGCACCCGUGGUCGCCCCCGCAGGCCAUGUAUCACGGUAGUCCGGCGAUCGACCGUAUCGGCAGCAGUUGUAGCAGUGCCAGCGACCUUCGGCAGCCGCGAUCACCGCGACCACGGCGACGUGGUCGCGUUACCGCGGCGUCCGUCGUCGCGGACGACGCCGACGCCGACGAGGAACUGCUUCUUCACCCCAGGCUGGAACCCGCGUACGUGGUGCAGCACGUGAAUGAUCGGGUUCGCGAACACGGGACCGGGUGGUGUCACGCGGCGCCGAGGCCAGGCAGAAGACGGAACGCUGGCAAUGCGAUUAGGAUACUGCUGCUCGCCACUGCCGCUGCCUUCCUCGCCCUUGCCGUCUCCCCGGUGUCUGGCACGGCAAACAAGAAAGAGGAAGAGACGGCGGUGGCCACCGUUGGCAUCACGGAGGAGAGCACCGGUGGCAGUGUCCUGGGUACGAAAUCCAGAACGGGCACGGAUCCUGGCGGAGGCAUAGACCUCUUGGCAGCGUUGCAGCUGCACAACACCACGCGACAGGGUGUUACACAGGUGCCAGGACUCGUUAGGUUAAAGCCAGCCUAUUAUCUCCAAGGCGAGGAGAGGGAGCUCCGACUGAACGAGGCGAGCUUCGAACGAGCGGCCACGCUACUCCGGCGGGUUCCGGAAUUCACUAUAGCCGCCGCUCUGCGACAAGAGGAGGCCAAUUCCGGGACAAUCGUCGCCUUUUCACAUGGGAACAAUAGAUAUUUGGAGCUGCAGAGCAGCGGUCGUAAGGACGAGCUACGGCUUCACUACGUCUCGCGUCGGGACGGUAGCGUCCACGUGGAGGCGUUUCCUUUCCGAUUGGCCGACGGUGCCUGGCACAGGGUCGCCCUGAGCGUAAGCGGCUCGCAGGUCGAGCUGCUCGUCGACUGUCAUCCCUUGUACAGGCGGUUGCUCAGGCCCGGACCACCUGACACCAAUUUCACUCUGCCGCAGCUACAGCUCUGGGUCGGCCAGAGAAACGUCAGGCACUUUCUCUUCAAGGGUGCUUUGCAGGACGUGAAGCUGAUACCGGGGCCCCAUGGCUACCUCUCCCAGUGUCCCCAGCUCGACUCGUCCUGCCCUACCUGCGGUCAAUUUUCUAUAUUACAAAACACGGUUGAACAGCUGAUGCAUAAUCUGAACGAGUUAACGCGUAGGCUAGCCGCUGCAGAGGGCAGGAUAAGCAAGGUGGAGGAAUGCGAGUGCCAAAAGUCCUGCAGAGCGAACGGCACCGUCCACGAGGACGGCGCGACUUGGGAGAAAGGCUGUCAGCAAUGUUCUUGCGUCCACGGCGAGAUCGAGUGCAGGCCGACGCCCUGCGCUCCCGCCACCUGCAAGAAUCCUGUCAUUCCUCAGGGACAAUGUUGUCCCAUUUGCUUGAAGCAAUGUUACCUGCACGGGGUGAUGUACGAUCACGGUGAGAAAGUGUCGCCGAAACAGUGCGUCGAAUGCAAGUGUUUCGACGGCAGCUUCACCUGUAAGAGAUUCGACACCGAGACCAGGUGUCCGCCGCUGCCCUGCCCGCCGAGCGAGCAGAUCAGCGUGGCCGAGGAGUGCUGCAAAUUUUGUCCAGGGGUGGACUACUGCGCGAAGGGCCACAAGUGUCACGCUAACGCGUCCUGCCUGAACCUCCAGACGACGUACGCCUGCCACUGCGAUAUCGGUUUCCAAGGGGACGGUCAUAACUGUCACGAUGUAGACGAGUGCAAGCAGCAAGGUGGCUCCGAGGGCCAUCACUGCAACGCGAACACUAAAUGCGUGAACGUGAUCGGGUCCUACACGUGCGAGUGUCUUCCGGGUUACCACAGAGUGGACAAGUUCAACUGCGCGGAGCUGGACGAGUGCGCGACUGGUCAUCACGCGUGCGACGAGCACGCGACUUGCGUCAACACCGCGGGCAGUUACUAUUGUAUCUGUAAGGACGGCUACACCGGCGAUGGCUACGCAUGUAAACCCGUUUGCAAUCAGACCUGCCAGAACGGCGGCGAGUGCGUGGCACCGGGUAAGUGUUCCUGCCGACGCGGUUACAUCGGGAACAGCUGCGAGCUCGAUCUCGACGAGUGCGCGAGCGAUCUGCACCGCUGCCACCAAUCGUCGACCUGUUUCAACAUGCCCGGUUGGUAUUAUUGCCGUUGCAAGCCGGGAUACAGGAGCGCCCUGCACGACAGCACCCAGGGCACCCAGUGCCUCGACAUCGACGAGUGCAACGAUCAGACGAUCGAGAGGAGGCACACCUGUCAUCCCACCGCCAACUGCGUCAACACCGAGGGCGGCUACGAGUGCGUUUGCCCGCCUCAGGAGGACAAUCACACUAUGGUGGAAUGUAGGCUGAGUUGUUGGUUCGAGAAUCGGGAGUUGAAGAACGGCGAGACCCUGGCGCCGGCGGGGAACCCUUGCAGGAGGUGUACGUGCAAGGACGGCGUGAUCACUUGCAGGGAUCCCAUCUGCGAUUGCAGCGCGCCCGGAAGUCACAGAGAUAAAUGCUGUCCGCAGUGCGACCCGGCGGCCUCCUGUAGGCAUCAGGAACUUCACCACCUAGUCUUCAGGAGCGGGGAACGAUGGAUUUACCAAUGCCAGACAUGCGAAUGCCUGUACGGCGAGAUAGACUGCUGGCAGAUGGAGUGUCCACCGGUCACCUGUUCGAAUCCCGUCACGGAGGACGGCGAUUGUUGUCCCCGUUGCGAGGACGAUCCCUGCGCGAGGGAAUUGCCCGGAAACGGUACUUCCCUCUCGAUUCUGACCAGACCCAGACCCUGCAGCUACUCGGGGAUCAUCCACGACAGCGGCAGUUCUUGGCAGGACCCGCAUGACAAGUGCACCACGUGCGAGUGCAAGGUGCCGUACUGCGCCCAAUUGGUGAGCAAUAGCGCGUGUUGUGUGCAUCGGACGGGCAGCUAUGCUGCAGCUACGAUUACGGCUGCGCUGGCGAUCUGGGCAGCGACGAGCACCAGCAACGUCCUCCAGUCGUUGUUCCUGAGCCUCUCGUUAGCGGUCUACAGGAUCCUGCGGGGUCAACGAUGGCUAACGGUGCACCGGAAGCAGCUGUAUCAGCGGUUACCGCUUCCGGCGGCUCCAGCAGCGCACCGGUCACCGCCGCCUACCUCCUGUCAGCCUCGUCUUCUUCCUCCGUCGCCGCGGGCGGUCCCUCCGCCAGGAAGGGACACUGGGACACCCUGCAGAACACCUUGCCAAGGUCGUCUCAACAACAGCAGCAGAGGGACGACCGUCGCAGAGCACAGCUGCAAGCUCUACCUACAGCCAGGUACCAGCUGCCCACCGGACCAACGACGACGUCGUCGUCGGCACCUGAACGCCCUGCACUUGCGUCGCCGUCGCCGGACGACGGCCAAGGCUCCGAUCAAGCACGAGGCAGCAUCGCGACGUCGCGCGAAACCAACGAACAACGCCAGCAUCUCGAAUCGCAACGCGUCCUCCUCGGCUUCCUCAUCGUCCUCGCCGCCCUUCGCGAUUCUACCGUCUGCCUCGAGCCCCGACCCACGAGCGGACAGGAUCUCCACCACUAGCAGCAGCGGCAACGCUAGUGAGAACGUCACUAACAACAAUAAUUACCGCCAGGGCGGUCGUAAUCGGCGCAGCGGGGAACCUGUGGCCGCCACCUGAGGCUGACGCUUCCGUCGACAGCUAGAGGAGACAGAAAUCAACUACUGGCAACGCAUUCCAAGGGGUGUAGCCCGACGUAGGAGCGAGCAAGCGUUCUCCGUCGGUCGAUCGGGGAUCGACGAUCGCUGAAUCAACGGAGAGUCCGUGGGAAGGUCGGGAACUCGAUCGAGGAUCAUGGACGACGACGGCGAAAGGAUUUUCGGGACGAUUUCAUCGUGACGAGGCUUCGGGAAAAUUUGCACGUGCCAAAGACACGAGCCUGUUCGGAGAAACUCUGCUAGUUUCAUAUUGGGGAACGAAGGAGCCCGGUAUCCGUCGUUGUCGCACUCGCUUCCUCCUCGCGAUUCGGCGCUGGGUCAAGCAUAACGCGCGAGUGUCAGAGAGAAUCGAGAAACUGAGCCCGCGACAUUCUACGUAUUCAAAGCGGUGUUCCGUGCCGCGAGCGACACGCGCUUUCACGAUUCCUUCUCCGGCGUAAUUUCCAUGUUGAACAGGUAGCGCACAAUAUUUGGGCCUUAUAAAACGAUUAUAAAGAAACAAAAAAAAAAAGAGAAAAACGAGAAGAAAGGGUGGCGUCAGCCUAAAACCGUGCACCGCGAUUCGCAAAACGUGUUCCCUAUGUUUUUACGGUGAGGAGAGCAAAAUACACGCGCGGAUAGAAGCUAGUAAUUAUUAUCAUAAGGAAUUGAAUAUCCCGACGUGACGGCGGAAAGAAAUAUGGAAACGAACGACGUUAUAUUAUUGUAUACAUAGGAAAGCUCCGUAAAUAUACGUAUAUACUUAUCGAUACACGCGGACAUAUAUACAUAUGUAUAUUAUAUAAAUAUAUAUAUGUAUACGUUGUAUAUUGGACGCAGACGCGAGAAACGAUUCUAUUUAGCUGGUGAAUCUCGUCGAUUGUAUUAUUACUAUAGAGAAUAAAAAUACACGUACACACGGUCGAACAGAAAAUAUUCCACGAUGGAUAUAUUAGAUCAUAUCUCGUGACAAUAUAGUUUGAAACGCGCGAUAUAUGUGUGACAUAUACCGAGGCGGACGGUGUAGAGCUCGUCUCGGCGGACAAGGUGGACGAAAACAAGUAAACGUGUAGUCUUUACGCUUGAAACGUUAAAGUUUAAGGAUCGUCGUUUACGUAUUUAGACUAUAAACGCAGUGACACUCCGAGAAUUCGAGAGAGAGAGAUAGGUGACGCGUUUCUCAGUUUCUCUGGUUCUGGAACGCGCUGGCUGGUUCAUGCCUGAUCCACACAAACACGUACAGACAUACACACAUAGUUUAGCCACCGUAAUUAAUUAUGUUUAGUCGUGAAAACAUCGGACGAUGAACGUGCCGACUCGCUCGAAUUCGGAUUCGUUAUUCUCGCUCAACCCGACGCGACCACUACGAAACUACAUUCCUCCUUGAUUAACAAUAAGUAGGCACUAAAAAUGAGAGAAACAUAUAUGAAUAUAAAUAUAUAUAUAUAUAAAUAAAUGAAUGCGAAGAGAAUUAUGGACAAAUGAUUAAUACGAGACGGAAUAAUAAAUGAAAGAAUCUCUAUAUAUAUAUCUAUAUAUAUAUAUAAAUAUGUACGAAGGAGAGGCGCGAGUCUAUAUAUUAAUGUACGUGAUACAUAUGAAUGAAAAAUUGGUGAAUCAAUUACUGGCUAAGCGGGAUUUGUGUAACACGCAUUCGUAAUCGUUUGUUCAAUGUGCAAUUACGUAAACUGGAACGGCUUAAUUUCUAUAAAGGUGGUACUUUUAAUCACGUGAAGUGGUGGACACUCUGACAGUCCUUAUUAAAAACCAUGGUCGUCGCUCUCGUCGCAAUUAAUUUCUAAAUAUGACUUUUCCAUGAAAUUGAAAUUUUUGUACGCAACCAUUGGCCUUCUUACGACGGCAACGGAACAGCGACUGACCACGUGGUUCUAACAUCUGGUCAACGGGCGUACGGGUGCGCGCCAACUUUUUUUACACAAGAAUAUAGUUUUCCAUCGCGAAAUGAUAAGAACGCACGUGAGUAGUUCCUCGAGAUAAAAAGAAUCGGUGACGAACCUCGUGCGCUCGGACAAGAAUAAUGAACGAACGGAGUGACCGAAGGAGAUGAUUGAUUACCGAGAAAAUAUUGAUCACGCUACUGUAUAUAUUACAUAGGACGUGUAACGUUAUAGCGACAACCUAUUAUCCACGCAUAUUAUACAUACGACCGUGCGACUUUUUCAUUAAUCAAUGACUAUUAACGACACCGAAUUUAACGACGAAAGGGUUUACGGUGAAGGAUGAUGGACGACGAGGAGAGAUAGAAUCAAGAUCUACAUUGAACUGCUCUCUCUUCGAGUCAUUGAAAAUUACUCAUUCGUUCGCUCACUCACUCUCUCUCUCUCUCUCUCUCUCUCUCUCUCUCUUUCUUUUUCUCUUGUUCGACGUUUCCCAGAGUUUCGGGGGAACAGAACGAAGAAAUCGGGCGUAUCGUAAACUAGCAUACAAUUAAUUGAUAAAUAAAAUAGAACCGUAUUACCUAUCGUAUUAACUAUCGUGGUUAAGAGCAUUUACGACGAAUUAAUCUAUUGGAGGGUUGCGGGGAGGAGCACGGGGAAGGACGAGCCUAAAUAUCUUAUACGUAUGUAAGCGUUCGGCACAAGAAUCGAAACAGUGAUCGUCGACGAUUAAAAAGAAAAAAGAGAAGAUGCUGAGUAUUAGACUGCGAAUUUUGUGUGCUCACAGAAAGACCUGGUACAGAGGAUGCGUGUAAUCACGUGUCUAUAAAUACAGAUUAUUUUUGGAGGGUAACAGAGACUUAAAGUUAGACUUGAUUUCUUAAAUUGAUAUCGCAAAACAGUUUCGUUCGGCACGAAAAUCCGCAGUCUGUCGAUCAUUGAAGAACGUUAUCGUUUGCGUGGCCGUAAGAGGAGAGGAGGAGACGAGUGGAAUGCCCCGUUGCCAGUUUCCCAAUUUCGUACUAACGCCUAUAAUAACGUAACGAUAAGAUUAUCCUAGUAAAACGACCCCCGAGUCUUGGCCUAGCGACGUUCAAAGGAUUCCAUGUUCAGAGCUUUUCAAGAGGGAGAACAAAUUUUAACGGAUCUCUUUUAUAAGUAGAGAUAAAUAACGGAGACUGACAGACGAGUCUAUGUAGCUUAAUUUUUAAAAUACCUAUUUUAUAGAAGUAACGUCGGAAGGAAAGAAGAGCAAUCGUUUGAUUUUUGAAUCGUGCGUCUAUCGCGAGAAUGGAAUUGAACAGAAUCGACCUGGCAUCGUGGCAUUCGUCCGCCAUCAUCCGUUCGAUUUUCGACAGGAUAGCGAGAAGAGGUAUCGCAGAUCAGGUAGGAUAGAUAGGCCGGUAGAUAGAUAGAUAACUGAACACGGGUCGGCGAUAGGCAGAGCCGAAGUCACGUUACCAAUAGCGGAAACUAACUUGCGUAUAGUGUUCACUCGUUGUUCUUCGUACUUUUCGGACAGACGGACACGCCAGCGGCAAAAGAACGAGAUAAACGUUUUCGGAGCUUCGAUGGAACCGAAGAACCGUUUGUAAAAGAAGCGAGAGGGAUAAAUUGUAGUUAAGAAACAGCGAAGAAAAAAAGAAACCAGUCGGGAGGACAUCUUUUAUAGCGUUACCCAAUUAUUAAUAACAGUUUUAUCACGUUACUCUUGACUACCGUCUAGUUAACGCCUAAUUAUACCGAAGUAACUAACUACACAACGACUAACUAGUAAGCGCUUGUUAAAUUAAACGAGAGAGUUAACGAACGUUCUAACCGCAAGCAGCCAGCCUAGUCCCAAGUUUAAAUCUGUGCUAACACGUAGACGAUACUACCGUUGCUAUCUACUGGCACUAAUAAUUGUUAUACCGUCAUGGUCACCGGUUUCGUUCGGUUCCGUCGCGACCACGCCAUUACGUCCCGUUCUACCUUUUGAACGAGCCGACCGAGUCGUGGAACAAUCUCCUCGGCGAUAUUCUAAAACGAGUUUUCUUAACAUUCGCUCAUCCAGUCGAUCUGUCAUUGUCAUCGUUUUCGAUCGUCAGAGCGACAACGCAGCGGUCGUUAUCAAUUGUCAGACGAAUCGAACGAACCGCUAGCGUUACAUUGUCUCGAUGCUAAUGGCUCACAGGCUUCUGUCCGGAUCAGACACGAAUCUCGAGUUUUUCACUGUUAACACGAUUACGCCAGUGAGCGAUUAAUUUAUUGCAAAUAAUACUUUGUCUCAAUUUUUAUCUCGUUAUCAAGUACACACGGUCGAUUCGGUUUUUGUCACGAUUGUUUUAUCGCGUCGUAGCCUCGUAAAUUAUUCCUUUAUCUUGAGCUAUUUUCACUGACACUAAUAAUGUACAUUACAUAUUACAUAAUUAUUAUUAGCAUUCUGUAAGUACCCGGUGACAGCAUUGUCUACGUAAUUGUUUAAUUUGAAUUACAAAGUCGAACUAAUUGGCCUAUCUAUACAUCAAAAUUAAUAGGUUGCAUUAGGAAUUGCAAAUCGGAUAGUUACGUGACAGUAAACGUCAAAAAACCUCAGUCAUCUAAUUUCGAGCGAGUGAUAUAAUUUGAUUGACGGUUUUUUUUUUAAAUGGGGCGAGAUUUAGAAUGAUUCGUGCAGAGAUCUGUGAGCCGGCGCAAUGGUCACUGCCGGGACUGUCAUCUUCAUCUCGAAUCAUUCGAUCAGGGUACAGGCGGCCGACGCGGCCAAGUCGGCUUACCGAUUGUUAAUCACUAACUACUACUAAAAAGAAACUGUCGCCGUUGACGACGCGAUCGUUCUUCUUUUCGUACGCUGAAACCGAGACCCACGGACUGGGGAAACGCGGAGGACCUUUCAUUUCUUGUCCUUCCUCUUUGCUCCAUUUUACUUUCAGUCUUCGAUCAAAUUCAUUUCUACCGAUCGAAAUUACACGUCGAGCUGAUAGGAAACCGAGUCCAGGAUCUCUUCUAUAGUCAUAGUUCCUACUUUCAUCCCGGCAAAUUACGAGUCCCGUUUGAGAAACGAACGCUCAGGCCUAAUCUUACCGAGAUUAAUCGACCGAAAUUGAUGAUCCCUAGUUCGUCGUAGAUCGAACCUUCGCCCGGCACGAAACGAUGGAGCGAACCGUUCAUGGACCCGAUCAUUUCCUAUCAGUAAUUAAUUCAGUUUGAAGCCGCCUACGUUAUCAGGAAGACAAAAGAGAACCGCUAUCGUUUCGAAGGAGAAAAGGGCUUCGCGGCGACGACGUCCAUCACGUUUCCAUAGCUUGUUGUGCGACGAAUGUUUCUAUGUACGUGUAACUAUAAAAACUCGAUAGCUUACGACUUGGGACGGAUUCAGACUCGAAUAUCAAAAGGUGGGAGAUGAAACGCCGUUUCGAAAUUCAUUUUUCUCCAUUGAUUCGCGGAAACGUUGCGUCGUUCAAAUAACAAAUUUCGUUUGUUUCUUUAUAUCAGUAUUCGUUUGUCCACCAUCCGAGAAUCAUCUGGAUCCGCCCACGCCUACGAAUUACUGUAACGGUACAGCGCAAGGGUGUUGAUUUUUCUAGUCAGGUUUACGAUUAUAUAAAUAAUUUUACGUUGGCACACGCGGUCGAUUUUCACACCGCUGUGCGUGUAUGAAAUAUGUAAGAUGUAUCUUCCCUUCUCUCUCUCUCUCUCUCUCUCUCUCUCUCAUUUUCCUCUCUAUCAUUUUGUUCUUUAUCAUUUCGAGCCGAACGCGGCUCGUCGCGUCGAGAGUAUGAUUAAUAAACAGACGAAUAAAAAAGAAAACAAGCGACGGCAGAUAAGAUUUCGAUUUCUAAUAUAUUAAUUACGAAUUAAUUAUUAUCAUUGUAAUUCUUACGAUUAUCUUUAAUUAUUAUGAUUACAGUUAUCGAUUGAUUGAUUGAAUGCCUACCAUCGUCGAUUAUUAGUUAAACUACCACUACAGUCAUAUAAUACCUUUGUAAAUGAGAAUCAAGACACUGACGGCUAGGGAAAAAAAAACUUAAUAAAUUGAAAUUCUAUUAACCUAAA
Ceratina calcarata is the source of this 11063-nucleotide messenger RNA. RefSeq names its product protein kinase C-binding protein NELL1. The record is from RefSeq and is a predicted model, not a curated record. NCBI's taxonomy places the organism in Eukaryota, Metazoa, Arthropoda, Insecta, Hymenoptera, Apidae. Gene Ontology annotation, molecular function: heparin binding; calcium ion binding; protein binding.